This is a messenger RNA of Humulus lupulus (European hop), 2064 nucleotides long. Its product is annotated as non-specific phospholipase C4-like. NCBI's taxonomy places the organism in Eukaryota, Viridiplantae, Streptophyta, Magnoliopsida, Rosales, Cannabaceae. Bases 301 to 1875 code for a protein of 524 amino acids. The record is from RefSeq and is a predicted model, not a curated record. Gene Ontology annotation, biological process: phospholipid catabolic process. The transcript has 3 exons. Gene Ontology annotation, molecular function: hydrolase activity, acting on ester bonds.
GUACAUUUUAUAAUUAUAAAGUUUAAUCAAUGUGCUAAUAAAAUGAUUAGCAUUUAGCAAUAGCAAAGCCAUUGGAUUGGAUACCUAAUUAAUCAAAUAAUAAUUCUACUUUUUCUGUAAAAGAAAAUAAUUCUACUUUCACUUUUGUUGACUUAAUUUUCUAUUAUUAAUUCUUUUUAUCUUGUCUUCUUCUUCUUCUUCCUUAAUAUUCCAAUAUAAACAGCUGAGCUGAGCCCACCCACCAUUCAUAUCUCUUCUUCUUCUUCUCAACUAAUCAAGUAUCAACGAACGACCACCACAAUGGUUGCGGAAUCUAGCAGCGGCGGCUACCCGAUCAAAACGGUGGUCGUUUUGGUCCAAGAGAACCGCUCCUUCGACCACAUGCUGGGCUGGAUGAAGCUAGUCAACCCGGAGAUCGACGGCGUCACCGGCUCCGAGUCCAAUCCCAUAUCCACCUCCGAUCCCAACUCCAAACGCAUCUUCUUCGGCGACCAAUCGGCCUACGUGGACCCUGACCCGGGCCACUCAAUCCAGGCCAUCUACGAGCAAGUCUUCGGCGAGCCCUGGACGGAGGCCUCCGCCGCCAAGAAACUACCUCCGACCAUGGAGGGGUUCGCUCAGAACGCGGAGCGAACAAAACCGGGGAUGGCGGAGACUGUAAUGAACGGGUUCAAGGCGGAGUCAGUGCCGGUUUUCCGAGAGCUGAUAAAGGAGUUCGCGGUGUGCGACCGAUGGUUCGCGUCUGUGCCGGCGGAGACGCAGCCGAAUAGGCUGUUCGUGCACUCGGCGACGUCAUAUGGGCUGACGGGGAACGACAGGAAGCAAUUGAUAGAAGGGUUUCCUCAGAAAACCAUAUUUGAGUCCAUGGAUGAAGCUGGCUUCUCUUUCGGGAUUUACUAUGCUUACCCUCCUUCUACUCUUUUCUACAGGAACCUUAGAAAAUUAAAACAACUAGACAACUUCUAUAACUUCGAUAUUCACUUCAAAAAAGAUUGCGAAGAGGGAAAGCUACCAAACUACGUUGUGAUUGAACAAAGAUACUUCGACUUACUAUCAAUUCCCGGAAACGACGACCACCCUUCUCACGAUGUCUCGGAAGGCCAAAGGUUUAUCAAAAAUGUGUACGAAGCUCUCAGAGGUAGCCCUCAGUGGAAUGAAAUGUUGUUCAUAAUUGUGUACGACGAGCACGGUGGCUUCUACGACCAUGUUCCAACCCCUGUCGACGGAGUCCCUUCCCCCGAUGGUCUUCUUGGGCCGGCGCCUUACAACUUUGGCUUCGAUCGUCUUGGUGUAAGGGUUCCUGCCAUCUUCAUAUCUCCAUGGAUACAGCGAGGAACCGUUGUGCAUGAUCCAACAGGACCACUCCCUACAUCUCAAUACGAACACUCCUCAAUCCCAGCAACUGUGAAGAAGAUUUUUGGUCUGCCGAACUUCUUGACUAAGCGCGAUGAAUGGGCUGGAACUUUUGAGUCUGUCUUCUUGACCAGAACCACUCCCAGAACAGAUUGUCCAGUUACUUUACCAGAACCUCCGAAACUACGUGAUGGAGAAGCAAAAGAAGAUAGCAAACUGAGUUCGUUCCAAGCGGAGCUAGUUCAGAUGGCUGCAGCCUUGAAUGGAGACCAUUCCAAAGAUGUGUAUCCUGAUCACAAAUUGGUAGACGAGCUUACUGUUUCGGAGGCUGUUAAGUACUGCGAUGGAGCGUUUAACAUGUUCAUGGACGAGUGCCAUAAAGCCAAGCAGAGUGGCAUGGAUGCAUCCCACAUUGUUGUUUGCCUUGCUACCUCAUCAACAUCUCCACCACCACCAAAACGACCCUCCUCUAAUAAGUCUUUUACUCAAAAGAUUUUCUCUUGUUUAAUUUGCGAUCAUUAAUAGAUGAUGAUCUGCAGAGUUCAUUAAGGUUUGAUAUAUUGGAAUUUAAUUAUCAAAUUAAAAUCUUAUCAUUCUCUCUCUUUAUUAUUUCUUUUUUGUAAUUGAGUUCUGAUGACGGAUCAAUCUUCUAUUUCAAAUUUAUAAACACGUGCAUGCAUGUGUUACAUAUUUUAACAUUUUUUUGUAGUA